AUGGUCAACGUUCGCUCUAUCACGGCUGUCCUGGCCACCUCUGCCCUCAUCGGGCAGGCCAUCGCCCACCCGGGUGAGAAGCACACCCCGGCACAGAUCAAGCGCGAGGUCGCCGCUCAGCACCAUGCCAACCACAAGAUGACACGUGCCUUGAACGCUUGCGCAAGCAAACCCUCGUUCGUUGCUCGCAAGGAGCGCGCCAUCGCACGCCGGGCCGAGACUGCUAAGUCCCUGCGCCAGAAGCGCGGCAUCGAGCACAAGGCUAUCCACGCCAAGCGAGAUCAGGCCGCUCUCGAGAGAUGGAUGGCCGUCUCGCACAACCAGACGGCCGAGGGCUACAACCUCGAUACCCCUGCGGACACCCUCUUCAGCGGCAACGCCACCUGUGCCCUGGUCGAGGACACCACCAUCGGGCCGUACUGGGGCCAAGCCGGUGUUCCCCUGCACCUCGAGCUCGAGUUCGUCGACGUCAGCGACUGCUCCCCCGUCUCGGACAUGAUCGCCGACAUCUGGCACUGCAACGCGACCGGAGUCUACUCGGUUGUCUCCAGUAUGGGCCAGGGCGGUCUGGACUCGACCUUCCUCCGCGGCGCCCAGAUCUCCGACACGGAGGGCGGCGCCUCGUUCGACAGCAUCUUCCCCGGCCAUUACACCGGGCGCGCACCCCACAUUCACGUCCUGACCACCAAGCAGGCCACCGUGCUGACAAACCAGACCUACGAAGGCGGCGUCGCCACGCACAUCGGCCAGCUUUUCUUCGACCAGAGCCUCAUCACGGCCGUCGAGCUGUCCGCUCCGUACACCGCUAACGAGCAGGAGCUCACCACCAACGCCGACGACGACAUCGCGGCUGGCGAGGCCACCGAGGACUACGAUAUCUUCAUGGACUACGCGCUGCUCGGUGACGCCUACGAGGACGGCCUGAUGGCUUGGAUCACUAUUGGUAUUGAUUCGUCGGCAAACCAGACCGCCCAGGUCCAGGCUGCUGCUCACCACUAUGAUGAUGGAGGUGUCGAUACCUCUGACGGACAGACCGGCCCGGGGGGGCCCCCUCCUACCAAGGCCCGCCGUGGUAUCUACUAA
Messenger RNA from Anthostomella pinea, 1083 nucleotides. The record is from the annotation of a GenBank genome assembly. Lineage: Eukaryota; Fungi; Ascomycota; Sordariomycetes; Xylariales; Xylariaceae.